AUGCCCCCAAAAAAGCCUAAAUAAAUUGAUCCUCAAUUGCAAUAAGUAUUCUCAACUUAAAUCAUAGGAACAAUUUGAGAAAUGGAAAGAUAGUGAUGAAUUUAGAGUUUGGAAUGAACUGAAAAUAAUCUCAAAAUCUUUAGAUACAAACAUUUCUGAAACAACCAAAGAUCUAACAGGAAAUUGGCAAGUAAAUCAUAUGCUUAUGUAGGUAUAUCACAACAAAUUGUUUGAAUUGUGCUAAGUUUUCAAGUGUAAACCUAAGUUCAAGUUCAUCGAUCAUGUUCAUAUCCGAAGUGCAUUCUUUGCGUAGGAAGACAUCGAAAUAAAUAAGCAAAUCAUAAAGCAAUAUAUUGAUGGCAUAUAUUGUUCUGUAGAGAAGUUAGAUAAGGAUCGUGGAAACCAUGUAAAAUAAGCUUUUGCUAAAAUUUAUAGAAGUAAUUUAAGCAAAAAAUUUUUAGCUUUGGAGGAUCAUAAGUUUUUAGAAAUGAGUGCUGAAAACUAUUAAGCUGAAAGAAAAAACUUACAAACUCUAUUGAAUGAGUUUACAAAAAAAUUGCCUAUUCUGAUAAAAAUAAGUCAUAAACUUAUUGAAGAGCGUUUAAUGCAAGUUACAGCUCCUUUAAGAGCACUCUUGGAAAUCAAUAAGAAAUUGAUGUUCUUUGAUUUAAGAAAUACUGCCCAUAGAGAUAGGAUGAUAAGAGAUUUUAUAAUAAAAGCAGAUAUUGAAUAAUAUUGUAUUUGUUUACAAGAAUGUGAAAGAAUUUUACUUGAAACAUAGGCUAUAAAGGCAAAUCCUAAUGUGAAACUUAUUUUUAAUAAACUAGGUUAUGAAAAUUGGUAAGUUAUAGAUUUCUAUAAUUUUAGGUAAACUAAUAAGAUAGAGUCUUUUUAUCUUAAACCACUUCUAGAAGCAUUUGAAAAGAUGAGAAGAAACUUAUUUUGUUUAAUGCUCAAAGGAAUCAACUUUUACAAAGCACCUUUAAUGGAGAAUUAAGUAAUUAAAAUAACGAAUUAUUAGUAAUUUGUGAUUGAUAUUAAUGAAGUCAUAAAGGCUGAAUUGAUUAGUGAACAUUUACUAGGAUCAGCAUUAAAAAGAGACUAAAUAAAUUUUGUAUAUAAUGUGCUAAGUGUUAUUUUUCAUGCUAAUCCGCAAGCAAGAGAAUUUCUGUAAAAGAAAGAUGAAAAUUGUAUUAAAGGAAGCAUUCCAAAAUUAAUUGCUUACCAUACAAUUUUAUAUAUGAGAGCUUGGAAGGAUAGAAAGAAAGAGGAUGACUUAAAGUAGAUGAAGUAAGAAUAAUAAGACUAAUUAAAAUAAACCUAACUUUAACAUUCAUAAUUACAAAGUACAUAAGAUGAAAAUUUGGCAAAUGCUCAAUCUAAUAUUUAUGUUUCUCCAGAAAGGAAGAGACAAAUGGAAGAAGAGUAAAAAAAAAAAGAAGAGGAAUAAAGGUUGGCAGAAGAAACAGCAAGAGAAAAAGAGUAAUAAUCUUUAAUGCAAAAAUAUGGAAGGUAUUGGUUAUGGGACUUUUAUUGUACAUAAGAAAAUAGAUAGAUUUUUGAGGAUUGUGUUGAAAGAGUUAGACACAUUAAUAAAGCUGUAUAAUAAGAUAUUGAAGAUGAAAUUAUUAAGGAAGGCAUGAUACCCAAGUAUUAUUUUGAUAUCAACCUUUUUUAGGAUUCGUAAUAGACAGAUGCAAUAAAAUGAUCCCAGUUUAUUAUUCAAUGAAUUACGUAAAAAAGAUUACGAUAACCAAUAUGUUUUAAUGAGAAGACCUCCAGAAUUAUGGAAUUAUCCUAAAGUAAUUGAUGAAGAACAUUAAUUCAGAGCAAUUGCAGAUCCUAAAAAAUGUUAUAUAGAUUAAAGAAUUGAAAACUUAGAGGAGAGAAUCAAUCAAUUGGCAAAUCACCUACAAACCUAUAAACCAUAGACAUGGAAAGAAUUAAUUGAAAGAGUAGUCGAUGCACUAAAAGAGACAUACAUUUAAGAACCCACUUAAAUUGAUGAAUAAUGA
Messenger RNA from Paramecium octaurelia, 2015 nucleotides. Lineage: Eukaryota; Ciliophora; Oligohymenophorea; Peniculida; Parameciidae. The record is from the annotation of a GenBank genome assembly.